UCGCUUUCCCACAGUCCUUUGCGAACGUGACGCCAUCGCACGUCAACUCUCCAGUUCCCCACCAUCAUCGUUGUACAGUUCAGAGGAAGAAAGGGGGAGACUGGGCAGAAAGCAAGAACGCUUUCACACAAAUAUGAGCGGCAGCGGGCGGCCCAGGACCAGCUCAUUCGCCGAGCCUCCCGGAGCUCCCGGAGCCGCUGCAGCCGGUGUCGGAUCGGCAGUAGCUGGCGGAAGCUCGUCAGGAAAGUCGGGGGCUUCGCAAACCAGCGGAGGUGGCUCGACAAGCUUUGGUAACCUCAAACUACCCCGUGACACUGGCAAAUUGACCACCGUAGUGGCCACGCCGGGCCAAGGCCCCGACCGCCCGCAGGAAGUGUCCUACACGGACAUCAAGGUCAUAGGAAAUGGCUCCUUCGGCGUAGUCUACCAGGCCCGCCUCAUCGACAGCCAGGAAAUGGUGGCCAUCAAGAAAGUGCUCCAAGAUAAACGCUUUAAGAAUAGAGAGCUGCAAAUUAUGCGCAAGUUGGACCACUGCAACAUUGUGCGGCUACGUUACUUCUUCUACUCCAGCGGUGAAAAGAAAGAUGAAGUCUACCUGAAUCUGGUGCUGGACUUUGUCCCCGAGACGGUGUACAGGGUGGCUCGGCACUUCAAUAAGGCCAAGACCACCAUCCCCAUCAUUUAUGUUAAGGUGUAUAUGUACCAGCUGUUCCGGAGCCUGGCUUAUAUCCAUUCCCAGGGCGUGUGUCAUCGAGACAUCAAGCCCCAAAACCUCUUGGUGGACCCGGAGACGGCCAUCCUUAAGCUGUGUGACUUUGGCAGCGCCAAGCAGUUGGUCCGAGGCGAGCCCAACGUGUCGUAUAUCUGCUCGCGCUACUACCGCGCUCCGGAGCUCAUCUUCGGCGCCACAGACUACACGUCCAACAUUGACAUCUGGUCGGCCGGCUGCGUGCUGGCCGAGCUGCUGCUGGGCCAGCCCAUCUUCCCGGGGGACAGUGGCGUGGACCAGCUCGUAGAGAUCAUCAAGGUUCUUGGAACUCCGACGAGGGAGCAGAUCCGAGAGAUGAACCCCAACUACACGGAGUUUAAAUUCCCGCAGAUUAAAGCUCACCCAUGGACAAAGGUGUUUAAGCCCCGCACACCGCCGGAGGCCAUUGCCCUGUGCUCGCGACUGCUGGAAUACACACCGGUCACCCGCCUGUCUCCGCUGGAGGCCUGCGCGCACGCUUUUUUUGAUGAGCUGCGUCAGCCCAACACCCGCUUGCCCAGCGGGCGAGAGCUGCCCCUCCUCUUCAACUUCAGUCCCGUCGAGCUGGCCAUCCAGCCCCAGUUGAAUUCAUCACUCAUUCCUCCUCAUGCUCGUACACAGACGACGCCUGCCUCGCAUGAUGGCAGUGCGUCAGACAGUCCUUCCCAGCUUGUGCCUGGCUCCAUCAACAACAGUACCUAAACAGCCAACACCACCCUGCCAUAGUUUUUUUCUUUUUCUUUUCCUCUUCCCAUUCUCCUCUUCUUCCUCUCAACACUUAAAAAGACUAUACAGCACACAGUCUCUCACACACGCAUGCACACACGUACACACACGCACGCACACACACAUACGUCAUGCAUUGCUGUUUCCUCCCCCUGAUAGGCUUCAUCUAUAUAUAAGCUGACUUUAUAAGUCCAUGUUCUGUGGGAUGUUUGGGGUUGUACAAGCAUUGUCUGUGUUACGGACGUUUUACCCCCUCGUGUGUGUCCCCCCCCCCCCCCCCCCUCAUUUUUAUUUAGCUUGUUUUAUGUGGAGUGGCCAUUUGGCUUUUGGAGAAUGACAAUCACCCAAAAGAUACAAAACCUUCUCUGCUCGUUCGCUAAAACAAACAAGUCAAUUGGGUUCUUUGAAGCAGUCAAACAUUUUGCUUGCUGAUAGCACCAUUUUUAGAUGAAGUGAUUUUAAAAAACAUUUUAUGACAAAGGAAGCACACUGCAGCAGCCUUUCUUUUCCCCACUUUACCGUGACCUAUUAUCUUUAAAUGUGGGCGUUGAGGGCCACUGUAUGAAUAGUAGAAGCUCACAUAUUGAGCAUGUAAGCUGGAAUGUGUUUCAGCAGGCUAAAAAAAUGGGUCCAACCUCCUCAUCAUCAUUUUGACCGAAGGCUACAGUACUUCCUCCAGAGUGACUUCCUGUUUCGGACCUUGAAUUUUGAGCCUCUUCCCUCCUGGUUGUCCUUGCUCCUCCACAACACAGCUAAUCUGUAAAUAUCAACUCUUAUUUUUAUUUUUUGUUAUUAUUCAAUUGUUGUUCUUGUAAUGUUUUUUUUCUCCAGUAGAUGGCGCGUCCAAGCGACCAGACUGUUUAUCCUCAGUCGCAGUCUGUAAAUACGGUAUUACCUUUUAUUUUUUAUUUUUUGGGGGGGAUCCCUGGUUCAGUAGGGAGCGAAAAAUGGAACAAAAAAGUCUCACAACUGAAUCUCUCUCCUUCCAUUUCUCCUGUCAUGACUUCUCCCCGCCCAUAGUUGUCUUAACUGUUUUAUUUAUUGUAUUGUGUGUUUGGUUUCUCUUUGUAUAUUGUUUUCAAAAUCGUUUAGUAGUGGGGCCGAAAACGUAGUCACAUCCAAGAUACUGUACCUUGACUCAGAUCGCCAGUCCUCUGGUGGAACGCUUGUUUCCAUUGAGCUUCAAUGUGAACAGAACGUUACAAGGGUGUGUGUGUGUGUGCACUUGUGUGUGUGUGUGCUUGUGUGUAUGCGUAUGUGUGUAUGUGCACACGUACACAUGUAGUAGGUGAAAACAGAGCCUUUCAUUGAGCGUCUCCUGUGUCCGACCGGCCGUCCACUGUUGUACGACAUGCUGUUUUAAUGUUACUUUUUAAAAUCCGUUUUAGCAGCCCCGACCCAUGGUCCGAUUACAGACCUUGGCAUUGGUGCAGAGAACAGUGAAAAACGGUUGGCUAGAGGGGAUGACCAAGGAGGGAUGGGGGGAGAGAGACAGUUUUUUUUGUUUGUUGCUAUAAAUAAUUCAACUCAUUAAUAAAGUGAUGAAACUGUU
Molecule: messenger RNA, 3026 nt
Organism: Syngnathus typhle (broad-nosed pipefish)
Lineage: Eukaryota; Metazoa; Chordata; Actinopteri; Syngnathiformes; Syngnathidae
Gene: gsk3ab
Product: glycogen synthase kinase 3 alpha b
Exons: 11
Coding region: 134-1450 (438 amino acids)
Biological process (GO): extrinsic apoptotic signaling pathway in absence of ligand; regulation of neuron projection development; negative regulation of canonical Wnt signaling pathway
Cellular component (GO): axon; cytosol; nucleus
Molecular function (GO): protein serine/threonine kinase activity; ATP binding
Source: RefSeq, a predicted model, not a curated record